This is a messenger RNA of Pyrus x bretschneideri (Chinese white pear), 1946 nucleotides long. Its product is annotated as polyamine oxidase 1. The record is from RefSeq and is a predicted model, not a curated record. The transcript has 10 exons. Gene Ontology annotation, biological process: polyamine catabolic process. Gene Ontology annotation, molecular function: polyamine oxidase activity. Lineage: Eukaryota; Viridiplantae; Streptophyta; Magnoliopsida; Rosales; Rosaceae. The coding region runs from base 33 to 1526 and encodes 497 amino acids.
AACCGAUAUACACACACGCCCUUCUCUCUCUCAUGGAUUCCCCUUCUCGCUCCUCUGUCAUCAUUGUCGGCGCCGGAGUCUCCGGUUUAUCGGCGGCGAAGGUAUUGAUCGAGAACGGCGUGGAGGACGUGGUGAUUCUGGAAGCUUCCGACCGUAUAGGUGGCAGGAUCCGAAAACAGGAUUUCGGUGGCGUAUCGGUGGAGCUUGGCGCCGGUUGGAUAGUCGGAGUCGGAGGCAGAGAGUUGAACCCGGUCUUGGACCUCGCCCGGAAAUCGAAUCUCCGCACUAUCUUCUCCGAUUACAGUAAUGCUCGCUACAACAUCUACGAUCGCAGCGGGAAGAUAUUUCCUAGAGGACUCGUGGAAGAGACGUACAAGAAGGAAGUGGAGUCGGCGGUGCAGAAGCUGAAGAAGCUGGAAGCCGGCGGCGGCGAUUUCUCCAAUGUCACCGAACCGCCCACUACACAGAAAACGCCGAUAGAGCUCGCCAUUGACUUCACCCUACACGAUUUUGAGAUGCCAGAAGUAGAGCCCAUAUCAACCUUUUUGGAUUAUGGAGAACGAGAGUUUAUGGUUGUGGAUGAGAGAGGGUAUGAGCAUAUGCUGUACAAAAUGGCUGAAGAUUUUCUCUUUACAUCUGAGGGUAAACUGUUGGACAGUCGUCUCAAGUUCAAUAAGGUUGUUCGGGAGUUGCAGCACUCGAGAAACGGCGUUACGGUAAUGACGGAGGAUGGUUGCGUCUUCCAAGCAAAUUACAUGAUUUUGUCAGUUAGCAUUGGUGUUCUCCAAAGCAACCUCAUUGCUUUCAAUCCACCCUUACCCAGGUGGAAAACAGAGGCUAUACAGAAAUGUGAUGUUAUUGUAUACACGAAGAUCUUUCUGAAGUUCCCGUAUAAGUUCUGGCCUUGUGGACCAGGACAAGAGUUCUUCCUCUAUGCCCAUGAGAGGAGAGGCUACUACACAUUUUGGCAGCACAUGGAAAAUGCUUAUCCUGGAUCCAAUAUGCUGGUCGUGACGUUGACGAAUGGGGAAUCAAAGCGUGUGGAAGCUCAGUCUGAUAAGGAGACGUUGAAUGAAGCCAUGGCGGCUCUUAAGGACAUGUUUGGGCCGGACAUUCCGGAAGCUACUGAUAUACUUGUACCUCGCUGGUGGAACAAUAGAUUCCAGCGCGGCAGCUACAGUAACUUCCCUAUGAUCUCUCAUAACCAAUUCGUUCAUGACAUCAAGAACCCAGUAGGCCGCCUCUUCUUCACUGGGGAACACACAAGUGAAAAUUUUAGCGGUUAUGUCCACGGCGGGCACCUUGCAGGUAUUGAGACUGGUAAAGCGUUGCUAGAAGAAAUGGAAAAGGAGAAGGAAAGGACUAGUGAGAGUGAAAACCAAGCGUUUUUGUUAGAACCCCUGCUUGCAUUGACUGGUUCAUUAAGUUUGACACAGAACGACGCUGUCUCAAGUCUCAAAUGCGAUAUUCCUAAAAGAUCAUAUUUAAGUGCCAAAGUUGGCAUCCCGGAGCUAUGUUAUGACUAGGUUAUUGGCAAAACACCACGAUUGGUGACUGAAAACCAAAAAAUAAGCAUCGAAAAAGAUCACGAGAUGGGUUCAAAUACAAUCUCUAUAUAAUCCUUGAUGCCGUUUAUAAUGUAGAAUGAUGGGAGGGACAACAAAGCUGGGUUUGUGUGAUAGUUGUUUGGUUCAUAAUGUUAUAGGAAGGGGAGAAUCAAUGGAGGUUAAAGGGUUUCGGAUGCGGGAUGAUAAUGGUAUGGGGGUAUACACAUGUAAUAGUAGGCAAUGAAACUAAGGGAAGAGCUAGAUGGACGUAGGAACCAGGUUCUAUUGUACUGGUACUGAAUGUUAGUUUCAAAAGAAACAAUCUUUCUCAUUUUCUCUUAGCAUUUAUAUUUAAUCAAAUUUUCGAUCAUGUCAAGAAAGCAAUUGGUUUCCUUUGGA